Neospora caninum is the source of this 2829-nucleotide messenger RNA. RefSeq lists its product as hypothetical. Bases 1 to 2829 code for a protein of 942 amino acids. Gene Ontology annotation, biological process: cell division. Gene Ontology annotation, molecular function: protein binding. The record is from RefSeq and is a predicted model, not a curated record. The transcript is spliced from 13 exons. NCBI's taxonomy places the organism in Eukaryota, Apicomplexa, Conoidasida, Eucoccidiorida, Sarcocystidae.
AUGCUCCUUCCCCUUGCUCCCCCCUCGCCGGCUCUGUCGUCUCCGUUUGCCUCUUGUGCUUCCGGCUCUUUCUCUCUGCAAGUCGGGGAACUCGCGGAACGGCUUCUCACCUCUUCGGUCGGAGAGGUCCGUCGUGAGACGCACCGAGGCCAACACGGACGGAACUCCGAAAGGGGCGAGUCUCCGUUUUCCUCGGCCUCUCGUGUCUCUCGGGAGUCUCCUUCCCCGCGUGUGUGUGUUUCGCCGUCCCAGGCUUCUGCCGUUGCGAUUUCCACCGUGACAGAGGCCGUUCGCUUCUUUCUUCGCGACGCGUUCUUCCAGCAGGCGGCCUGGGGACUGCUCCACAGAGGCUUGGGGCGAGAAGCGCAACGCAUGCUCGCCGCGUGUCCGGGGUAUGCGUCUCUCUGGCUCUGUCUCGGGAAAGCGAUGCUGCGCUCGGGGCGCCUUCAGGAAGCUCUCGAGUUUCUGAAUUCUGAAGUCCCCUUUGAAGACCUUCCAUCGCACAUCGCGGCACCGCUGCAUCUCUUGCUGGCUGAGGUGUACGACGAUCUCGGCGCGAUUCCUCACGGAACUGAAGCCCUCUGCGCGGCGGCUAACUUCCUUCCAGAGACUUCGUUGAGUGGCGACUCGAGCGCGCUGGCGCGGCCUCGUCUCUCUUCUCGUGGAAAAGAGGGGCCGCUGGCGGGUCUUUACUCGGAGACGAAGAGAGAAGACCUCUCGUUUGCCGUCAUCGGCGCUCUCUGGCGCCUCAUUGGCCACGCGAGACUGGACCCCGAAGAAGAGGAACGCGUCCUUUCUCGCUUAGCCAUUCCACUGUCGCCGACCCAUGGCUGGUGGCUGGUGAACGCACGAUGGCAGUCCCGUUGCUGCUUUCGCAGUUUCGACUUCGAAACCGCCAACUCUCUCUGCGAUUUCGUGCUGGCUCGAGAUCCCACAGACGUCGACGCUCUCGCCCUCAAGGCUUCUUCGCUCCAUCAACUCGGCGCCACGAGAACCUCGGAGCUCGAGGAAUUCGCGAGACGUCUUCGGCGCAUGCAGGGAAACGCCGCUGUAUCAGCUUUCGUGACCGGGAAAGCGCGCCUUCUCGGAGCUGUUGGAGACCCCGAAGAACUCCGAAAAGCGGCGGAAUUCUUCUCCGAGGCUGUCUCCCUCCUUUGCGAACAUCACGGGUCUGCGACUUUGUUCUUCUCUGAAAACGAGGAUGACGACCGCCGAAGACAAACCAAGCCUUCCUCUUCCCCCGUUUCUUCCUUUUCUCCCUCGGCUUGGUUCUCUCUCUCGCUUUUGCCGACGCAGCGAACGUCGCUCGCCUGUCUCUGCUUCGAGGCUCUCGCACGAACUUACGCUGAACUCGGGGAGUCGCGAGUCGCCAUUCGACACCUGUUGCGGGCCAUCCGUCUACAGCCUCGAAACCACCGGGUGUAUCUACACUUGGGGAUGCAAGAGCUGGAGGAGAGCGAGGGGACGCCGGAGCCUUCCCUGCGCAGCCAGAUGCUUAGUCGAGCAGAGAUGUACCUCACACAGGCCUUGGAGAUGCAGCCGCUGGACCCCUUCGUGUACAACGAGCUCGCCCGACUGCACGCCGCUCGAAAUCGGAUGGACUGCAGCGUGUGGUACUUGGAGCGCGCGGUGCUGUGCAGUGUACGUACAGCUGCGUCACCUGCCUUGUUUCUGUCGAAUCUCGGCCUCGCGUAUCUCCGAACGCAGGCGUUCAAGAAGGCGGAAAGGACGUUCGAAGCCGCGCUCCGCUCCCACCUGCGUGUGUGUCCGGCCGCCUCGACGACUCUUCCUUUUCCGCCGUGUUUCUCCUUUCCGCAGUUUCCCCGCCUCGCCUCAGCUGCUGCGCGGGAGAGGCGGGAAGAAACGCGAGACUGUGCGACGGGCCAUGCAGAAGACGCAGCGCGGGACACCCCAGCAGAAGACGCGACGGAAGAGAGAGCGAGACGCGACGCUGUCGACUUGCGCGCCCGCACCGCGAGAAACGAAGCGCCGAACGGGGACGUUUUCGUUUUCCAAGGGAGGCGAGAGGAAGCGAGGGAAGGGCGAGAAGAGGGGGAAGAGAGAGAAGGGAGAGACUUCAUUGUGGGAUCCAGUCUCUUUGGUCCGACGGAAGAGAGGGAGAGAGAAGAUGAGGAGCGAGGUUUUAUCACGACAGCGGUCGGCAUCCCAGGGGCUCCUAGCGAUCCGUUCGAGGAACGAGAAGAAACCGAGAGUGAGAAGAAGGAUCGAAUUUUCGCACACAACCUCUGGCUCGGCUUAGGCGUGGCGCUCUACGUUCAGGGAAACCCGAGAUGCGUCGGACCGCUGGAAAGGGCCUUGCGUCUCGCUGGAGGCUGCAACGGGAAAUCUCAGUCAGCGGGCGUGAACCAGAAUUCUGCGUAUUUGACCUUUCUGCUGUACACGGCGGCCAUCGAAGAGGCACCUCUUCUCUUUCCGUCUCUCUCGCGCCUCUCUGCUUUUUCUCUCCCUCGUGCUUCCGCUAGUGGUCUCUCAGCUCCAUUUCUUUCCAGGUUCGGCGCGGGCGGGAAUGCCCGAGAAAGAAGACGGUUAGCGACCGCAGAGACAGGAAGAGAGGGAAGAGCAGAACGGCAGAGAGAAAGAACGGGAGAGAGAGAAGACAGAGGUGAGGGGGAAGGGGCGAGUAUUGUGGGAAAAAAGAGACGGUUUGAAGGAGAGACGGGACGAUGCAGAGAGGAGGUCGAGAGUUUGCUGGAUGACGUUUUGGAUACCUUCAGCAGGCGCGAGAGAGAGCGAGAGGCUCGCAAGACAACACAGCGAGACGAGGAUCCCGAGCAGCCCGUGUUCGCUGGUCCUCUUUCUGGAGAAUAG